AUGGACGAACUACCGUCACACGAGCCAAAAAACCGCUACAGUCGAAGCUCGAGCAUUGGAUCACCCGCGGACGCGAGAUAUGCUCCCCCAUCGCCGCUCCAUGAGCCGUCAGACGCCUCGCAAAUCGCCAUUGCCAUGGGGGGCGUGCGCCAGAGAUCGGCCUCGAUUCGAAAACACAGACGCCAGCAGCCAUCGCAGGUGUUCAUUCCGCCGAUGCACGAGAACGUCACGGCGCCACGUGAUGAGCAUGAGCCCAAAAUGUCGUCACCCGUGCCCGAAACAGACGAAAAACCGCUGCUCCAAACUUCGGCUGCAGGAGCCACUCUCCUGAUCGGUAUCCAGAUCCUGUCGAAACUGGCCUCGUUUGGUCUUAAUCAAAUGCUGCUGCUGGUAGCCACCCCAGCCCUGUUUGGAGCCAACGCACAGCUCGAGUUUGUGCUCAACACAGUGCUCUUCUUCUCACGAGAAGCAGUCCGACUCGCUCUCCAACGGCUCACCCUCGCUGGAAAGAAGCCAGAUGUGUACGUGUUUGGCGGGGGCGUCGUACAGGACACCGUAUCAGGCACUUCCCAGGCCGUCAUCAACAUGGGCUACAUCUCUGUACUCCUCGGAGUGUUUUUCUCCUCCGUGGCCGCUGCCUCCCACUCGCUGUUUUCGGUGGCGUACGCAUCAUGGGCGGUGCAGCUCGUCUGCAUAGCAGCCAUGGUCGACUUGGCAUCCGAGCCCUACUACGUUCUAGCUAUGCAACAGCUCAGAUUCCGAAGUAGAGCCGCGGCAGAGGCAGUCGCCAUUCUCGUGCGAUGUGUUGUCACAUUCUCCUUCACUCUGCUGGCCAAAGACACCGAUGGAGGCCUCAACGGUGGUGUGCUCGCGUUUGCAUUCGGCCAACUGGCCUAUUCGCUCAUCUCCUCUGCCGUGUACAUCUACACCGUUCGGCAGGACAACCGAGAUCGACAGUUUUCGUUCCGACCUCAGAAGAUCCAGCCGUUCGAGAGUCAGAUGGAGAUGUCUGACAACAACCGGGAUGUCAUCACACAUAACGCGUCUCCUUAUUAUCUAGACAAGCCCACUGUUCGACUCGCAGGAUCCAUCUGGAUUCAGACCGUAUUCAAGCACUGCCUCACCGAGGGCGACCGAAUUCUCGUGUCGUACUUCCUGCCUCUCUACGAUCAGGGAGUUUAUGCUAUCGUUCUCAACUACGGCUCUCUGGUUGCUCGAAUCGUGUUUUUCCCCAUCGAGGAGGGUCUUAGAACAUUCUUUUCCAAUCUGCUAGGCGAAAAGCCCUCCGAGACCGCUCUCAAGCUGUCCAGACAGGUGCUUUGUUCUGUAGUGAGAAUCUACACCUACGUGGCUCUCUUUGCUGCAGGUUUUGGUCCUACCACUCUACCCUUCAUCUUCGGUACCCUGCUUGGAGCUAGAGGUGGCCAGUGGUCCGAAGGAGCUCCGUCUCGGUCUGCUCCUGCCGUCAUGGGUGCCUUCGCACUGUACAUUCCCUUUAUGGCUCUCAAUGGAGCUCUGGAGAGUUUCGUGCAGUCUGUAGCUACGCCUGCUGAUCUUCGACGACAGGCUGUUGCCCUAGGUGUCUUCAGCGUGGUAUUUGCCACCGUUGGUGGUCUUCUGAUGAAAACUAUGGAUCUGGGAGCUCGAGGACUUGUUUUUGCCAACAUUGUCAACAUGACUCUUCGAAUUGGCUGGUCAGUGGUGUUCAUCUACCACUACUAUGUUAGCCACAAGGCCGAGAAUGUGAAUCCUACCCACCUGUUGCCCGGAAAGCUAGUGAUUGCUACCGGAGUAACCACCAUUUUGGCCUCGCUGUUUGGCGUGGGGCGUGUCUCUUCUUUCCGAGACGUUGGCAUCAACAUUGGUCUGGCUCUGGCGCUAGCUGCGGCUAUUGCCGUGGAGGAGCGACAAGCUUUGGUCCAGUUGGUGCAGCUUGUUCGAAAGAAGGAGGAUAAAGUCAAGGUGGACGACAAGGAGGAGAAGGAGAAGGAGAGCGACAAGUCCGAGGGCGAGUCGGAGUAA
Yarrowia lipolytica CLIB122 is the source of this 2022-nucleotide messenger RNA. RefSeq lists its product as uncharacterized. Gene Ontology annotation, biological process: glycolipid translocation; dolichol-linked oligosaccharide biosynthetic process. The record is from RefSeq and is a predicted model, not a curated record. Gene Ontology annotation, cellular component: endoplasmic reticulum membrane. Lineage: Eukaryota; Fungi; Ascomycota; Dipodascomycetes; Dipodascales.